This is a messenger RNA of Fraxinus pennsylvanica, 483 nucleotides long. The record is from the annotation of a GenBank genome assembly. Lineage: Eukaryota; Viridiplantae; Streptophyta; Magnoliopsida; Lamiales; Oleaceae.
AUGCGUCGGAGGGCGGGUUGGUUUGGGCCCGAAGGCAAAAUUGUUAUUGGUGACCAGGUCGGAUUCUCAGGCCAGAUUAAUAUUUCCUAUGCCAAGAGCAGGGACACCUAUACAGCUCCUUGGGAGAGAAGACACAUGUUUGUACGCACUUUUGACUGGAAGCUAAAGCGAAGAAGGAAGUCAAGGUUGAGAAAACUGGAUGGCUAUGUGUACAUGUCAGAUACCAUUCUGGACAGCUUUUAUGGAAAGUCGGGACCAAUUACAGAUGUUAAGAUUGAAAAGGCAUCUGUUCAUCCAAUGAAACCUCACACACGAGGACAAGUUGAUGCAUUGGCAGUUUCCCAGAGGUUAAUGCCCCAUCGCCAGUCACGUUCUACUGUUAAUCCAAAGUAUGACCCGUCAAAUUUUUAUCUUGGAGACUGUAAAGAUGAUUCUGGCUUGUAUGAUGUUACUCUCGAGGUGAACACGAGCUACCAACCGUAG